GUUUUUAUUCUGCGACUUUUUAGUCAUUUGAGUUGUUAUUUUCCCAAAAUAAUUAAUAAAAUUUCUGGAAUUCGAAAUAUUGAAUUGAAUUUCUGCAAACUCCACAUCCUUCUCAGAAGAGUAGAUCAGAUCAAAAGGUUGUUGUUGUACCCGAUCUCGGAAUCGAGAUUUGAAUCGUGAAUAAUCUGCUCACAACGUUUAUUGCGCCGUCGCCUUCUCUUCUUCACUCCGACGAAGAUGAACGGCGGUCCCUCCGGUUUCCAUAAUGCUCCGGUGACGAAAGCCUUCGUGAUCACGAGCGCUCUUUUCACCGUCUUCUUCGGGAUCCAGGGCCGUUCGUCCAAGCUCGGUUUGUCUUACCAGGAUAUUUUUGAGAAGUUUCGAGUAUGGAAGCUAAUCAUGUCGAAUUUUGCGUUCUCCUCUACACCAGAAUUGAUGUUUGGAUUGUAUUUGUUAUCCUACUUUCGAGUUUUUGAGAGACAGAUUGGCUCAAACAAGUACUCGGUGUUUAUCUUGUUCUCGGGAGCUUUAUCUCUACUACUAGAGGUCGUAUUGUUAUCACUGCUUAAAGAUACCACAGAAAAUUUACUGACCUCUGGACCAUACGGCCUGAUAUUUGCUUCGUUUAUACCCUUCUACUUGGACAUCCCAGUUUCAACAAGGUUUCGUGUAUUUGGUGUCAACUUCUCCGAUAAGUCAUUCAUAUAUCUUGCAGGAGUCCAGCUUUUAUUAUCUUCUUGGAAAAGAUCCAUCUUUCCUGGAGUUUGCGGCAUAAUUGCUGGUUCCUUGUAUCGUUUGAACAUCCUCGGCAUCCGAAAGGCCAAGUUCCCCGAGUUUGUUGCUUCGUUCUUUUCCCGGCUCUCUUUGCCUUCCUUCAGUAGCUCUUCUCCUCCAGCACCAAGCAGGAACAUCGUUGGGACUAUAUCACCCAACACAGUUCGCCGAGCAGAGAGAUCCCAGCCACCUCCAAUGGUGUCAAGUGUGGAGCCAUCUGAAGAAGCCAUAACUACAUUGGUAUCAAUGGGUUUCGACAGAAACGCAGCAAGACAGGCGCUUCUGCACGCCAGAAAUGAUGUCAACGCCGCCACAAACAUCCUUCUUGAAGCACAAUCUCACUAAUUCAAAAAGACGUUUCUCAUGAAUAGGAAAGAUAUCAGAAACUUUAUUUGCCAAACAACAUAACAGACGAGUUCCUAUAUUGCUGUUGGACCAACCUUGGAGCCAACAUGUGUCACUGUAUAUGAUGGGAUUAAAGACUUUACCAACUUUCUCUCUUUCCAUUUCUAGUUUUAGGAUGAGUUGCAUAGGUUUGUGUAGCACAGAUUUGCUGGUUAAGAGAAACACACUUCAAGAAGUUUUAUCUGUUUGAAACUUGGAAAAACAUUACAGGUGUUAUUACAUUACAUCUGUUCUUAUACAACACACUAACCAAAAUCUCGCUAAAAUUCGACGAGUUAGCCA
Eruca vesicaria subsp. sativa (arugula) is the source of this 1461-nucleotide messenger RNA. NCBI's taxonomy places the organism in Eukaryota, Viridiplantae, Streptophyta, Magnoliopsida, Brassicales, Brassicaceae. The record is from the annotation of a GenBank genome assembly.